AGCUAUAUAGAUGAGUUUAUUGCCUAUGACAGUUGCGGUUUCUCAUAUUCCAUCAUACACUUAUUUCUUUAUUUCUUCCCUAUUUUUGGUUGGUUGAUGCUCAUUAUCAUAGGAGGAUCAAUUCCCAUUAAUAAUGACGGUUAAGAAAGGAUGGAGCUCUCGUCCGGAGAAUUACACCUACAUGGGGACACCCAAGAAAUAUGAUCCGUCAUUCCAUGGGCCUAUUGAAAACAGGAGCUGCACAGAUGUGAUCUGUUGUAUUCUGUUCAUUGCGGCUGUGGGUGGCAUGCUUGCUGUUGGAGUGUUGGGUUGGAUGAAUGGUGAUCCCAUGAGGUUGAUUCAUCCUACAGAUUCUCUAGGACAAGUCUGCGGUGUGGAUGAAAAUGUGAAGAAUGCCAGCUACUUGUUUUAUUUUGAUCUGUUAGAAUGUUUUCUCAACAUACCCCUGACUGUCAUCAACUUUGGCUGCCCAACUCCCAAGAUAUGUAUGGCAGAAUGUCCUCAGAAUACAUUUGCGCCUUACACCCUGUUACUCCAAGAUGCAGAAAGCUUUGUUAAUGAUCUAGUUAACCUGAACCAGUGGGAUGAGUUCAUCUGCUUACCGGGAUUUGAUCCUGAGGCUGCCUAUAAUGAUGCUAACGGGCCUUAUUACCAGAACCUUGCAAAGAUCUUUGAACACCGAAAAUGUGCCACAUACUACUUGCCAAGUACUAAUUAUGCUGAUCGGUGUGUGCCAUCAUUCCUUGUGGGAGAGAAUGCUUCUGUGUCUGAUAUCUUCAACGCAGGUCUGUCAAACUUACAAACACUGAGUGGACUUCUCAUACAAGAUACCAAUAUUACAAGCACUUUCUCAGAAGCUGUGGAUGUAUUCCUUAAUCUAGCUAGUGUCUUAGAAGUGGUCUAUGAAGACUUUGUCAACUCAUGGCAUAUCAUCCUAAUCGGUCUUGGUAUUGGUAUGGUUUUAUCAAUGAUCUGGUGUUUUAUCAUGAGAUGGAUAGCUGGUGUGAUGGUCUGGGCAAGCAUCCUAUUUCUUCAUGCUGUACUCAUUGUGGGAAUGUACUGUUGUUUUCAGCAGUACAAGGAUCUCCAAGACGUCCCUGGCUCAAUGGACUCCAUCACAUUUGAAUUCACAACAAACCUCGACAGCUAUCUAAGACUUCAACAGACAUGGCUUAUUAUAGGAAUCAUCUUAGCAGUAGUAUUCCUGAUCAUGUUUCUACUUACGAUCUGUCUCUGCUCACGUAUUCGCAUUGCUGUCGAACUCAUCUCAGAGUCUAGCAGGGCUGUUAGUUCAAUGUGGAGUACGCUCUUCUGGCCGAUCAUUCCAUUCAUACUUCAGACAGGGGUCAUUGCACUCUGGGUCGUCAUAGCUGUCUAUCUGGCUACAUCUCAGCAACCUAUGUAUGAGGUCUUCGAUGCUUCAACAUCCAAUUUCACUGGAGCUUCGUGUAAUAUAGAUACAUAUCCUGGGGAUGCCAGCACUGAUACAUUUUCAUCAGAUUUCAACCUUACCAGCAAUGAUACGGAACUAUCCUGUCUGUUCAUUGACUACAGUCUACCGGAGUACUUCAAAUGGCUCCAACUCUAUAACCUCUUUGCUUUCUUUUGGCUCGUCAACUUCAUCAUUGGACUGAGUCACAUGACCCUUGCAGGAGCCUUUGCGUCUUACUAUUGGGCGUUCAACAAGAAGGAUGACAUUCCAUUCUUUGCUCUGAGUGGAGCUUUCUUCAGAGCAUUGAGAUACCAUCUUGGAACCAUUGCCUUUGGAGCUCUCAUUAUAGCAAUCAUUCAGAUCAUCAGAGUCUUAUUGGAAUAUGCAGAAUAUCAACUUAAAGGCAAGGAGAACAAAGUUGCAAAGUUCAUCCUCAGAUGUAUGAAAUGCUGCUUCUACUGCUUGGAAAAAUUCAUGAAGUUUAUUAACAAAAAUGCAUACAUUCUGGUUGCUGUUUAUGGAAAGAAUUUCUGCACUUCUGCCAAAGAGGCAUUCUUCUUACUAUUGAGGAAUAUUGUCAGAGUUGCUGUAGUGAACAAGAUAACAGACUUCUUGCUAUUCCUUGGUCAACUUCUUAUUGUUGCCUUGGUUGUUGUAGCAGCAUUCUUCUACUUCACUCUUGAGGUGACCUGGGUCAACGCUGUACUUCCUGUUCCUGCUGUCAACUAUUACUGGGUUGUGAUCAUUGUCAUAGGGAUUGGUGUGUAUCUGAUUGCCAAGGCAUUCUUCGGUGUCUUUGACAUGGCUGUGGAUACCCUCUUCCUCUCAUUCUUGGAAGAUCUGGAGCGCCACGAUGGCAGUGCAGAGAAACCUUACUACAUGUCUAAAGGAAUGAUGAAGAUUGUUGGAAAGAAGAACAAGAAAAUGGAAGAGGAAUGGUAGGAGGAAUAAAGAUCAUGAAAAGGACAAUGAUUAAAAGAAAAGUACAAAUGCAAGAAAUAGUUUUCCUUUGGAAAUAUUUUUUUUAUUUGAUUUACUCUUCAUUGUGCAAAGUACUAUUUGAUUCGGAUAAAUACUGGAUCAUUUUUCUCACAAGAUGUUAGUGGCAGAUUGCUGUGAGGUAUCUGUUCAUCGACAUGUGUUAUGUGUACUCUUUCCGAGCUAUCGUAAUUUAUUGCUUUCUGUUUCUGAGGUUUUGAUAAAGUGUCAUUAUAGGCAGGUGUUACUGACUGUGAUAGCUGCCUUGUGAUAUAUUAAAUGAUUUAUGCUCAGAACAUGUGCUAGCAUUAGUUAUAUAUCGAUUCGUUGUCUUAGUAUAUUAUGAUGACAGCUGCAAAGACACAUUCUCUUUCAUAAUUCAGGUAUUUCAUGUUGAAUUAUCCACAAUGCUCUUUGAAUGGAAGCCUCAAAUAAUUUUUUAUGAUCCUAGUAUGAGUGGAGUAUUAUGUGUGCUGUUUGCUUCAGCCCUACACAUGUAACCCUAAUCUGAGGCCUUAACGUAAAUAUGAUUGAACUGUUUUUAAUCAUCUUAAAUAUGAAAACUAGAUCAGAUGUAUUGCACUAGACCCAAAAUUCUUUCAGCAAGGGAUGCAUGUCAGAUUCCAAAUCAAUAUUUACCUCAAUGAGCAAAUGAAGAACAAACUAUAUUAUAAAUACAUAUUUAUCUUGAAGUAUUUUAACAAUCAUUGACUAUUCAGAAUUUUAUAUAUUUUAAAAUACAUGUAUAAAAUUUUAACAAAGUGUGUUUUUGUUUGUGUGUACACAUUUUUCAAAGAGUAUGUAGUAUUGCUGAUGAAUUUUUUAAGUCUUUAUAUACAUAAUACUAGUACUUAUUUGAUCAAUUAAUUUUUUUUUAGUCUAACCUCAAUUUUGAUUACUGCCAUUUUUAAUCAGUACAAUGUCGUAAAUAAACAUUUAAAUUCUUUCCAUUUAUAUUUGUCAAUAGAAUGCUCAAAUAUAGCUCAAGAUCUUUCUUUGAAUUAUAUUUAAUUCAGCUUUUUGUCACUUGAAGCGGUUCCCAAUCAUGAAGGUGUUGAUGCGUCAUUAUUUGCUUUUAAAGACAGAAACAAAUAUGCCAUUAUGGUAUGUAACUCACUGGAGCUCCGACGUUAAAUAAAUUGAUGUCUGGCCUCCAAUCAGGCUUUGGUUACUCAAUAAAAGACAAUUGUCAAUUUUCCCUUUUUUAAGAGAAAUGUGAGUUUGAGACAUCCAUUGACGGAAAAUCACCAUUCUGUUCUUAUUUUACCAAGUGUUGGAGUUUUGCAGGCAUGACCAAUUGACCAGUACAAUGCAAUUUCCUAAUUCCAGAAUUAGUCCUGUUUAUUAAUUAUAUUUCACAACCAUUUAAACAGUUUUUAUGAACAAGUUUUGUCAAAUAGUGUCAUUGCAAUUUUGGUUGAAAAGAUUGUUUUUUGUAUGUCACAUUAUUAUCUUAGCACGUCUGCAGGUAUAUCAAAAGUAAUUUUAGCAUAGAUCUUUCACCUAAGGUAUUUUUUAAAAAUCAUGCAUAGAUAUCGAUAUGUAACUUUAUUGUGUUCUUAAAGGUAGUUUUAUAUUAUGAGAAAGAAAUGAAAUUGAUAUUCAAUGAAUUCAAGGACAUCUUAGUCUUAAAAACAUGGAAUUGAUUGAUUAUGUGAGCUUAAUACAUGAAUGACUUAUUGAUGAAUGAAUGAAACAUAUCUACCUAGAGUAAAAAAUAGAUUCCACAGCUUUCAAAAGAAUAGAAAUCUCAGUGACUUCUCCAGUGUUGCCUUUCAAUCUCAAAUAUUUUGUAUCUCAAGAGUUUUAGUCUUUCAUACUAAAAUUGAUGCUGCCAUUACUACCGUAUGAGGGAAAAAAACUUAACAUCUCACAAAUCCUUAAGGAAAAAAUAUGCCAUGAACACGUAAUUUUUACAUAUGGCCUGAAAGAGUAUGUUUUCCCAAAAGAAAAUUGAUAGCAUAUUUAUGUUGUAUGUGUUUUAACGCUUGUAUGACCAGGUGCCCAUAACACAAAGCUUAGCAAUGAUCGUAGAACAUUUUUCUACGAUCGAUUGCAUUGACUACAAUGUACAAUCAAUCGUAGAAAUCAAGCGUACGAUCAAUCACUAACCUUUGUGUUACAGGACCCAGGAGGUAUUCUUUGCAGUGAUGUAAAUUUUGAUUUGUGCCAGAUUAUGGCAUGACUGCAUUGAAUGAAUCCAGAUGUCAAUGAUGUCAUAAUCCUACGAGGGUUGCAUUAAAAUCCAUUUCAACACACCUUUUCAGUAAUUUACAAUUUACAUUAUAAUUGUUUAUAAACACAUUUUAGUAUCAAUUCUCAAGUUAAUUUCAUUGAAAAUGGAUUAGCAAAUGCGAACUCAUGUUGGAUUUUUGACAUAAUUGGCAUCUGGCUUCAUUCACUGCAGUCUUGUCUUACUUUGGCGGAAAUUCAAAUUUACAUCACUGCAAUUAAUACCUACUGAUUAUCCAAUCGUGAAGACUUACAACAUGAAUAUGGUAUCAAAUUAUUUGGGAGAAGAUGCUCUUUCCAGACAUAAAAAAUGAUUAUGCAUUUAUGACAUAUUUUUCUUUAAAAUGAAGAUUUGUGAGGUGUUAAGUUUUUUUUUACUCACUCUGUAUAUUAAGUGAUUUAAGGAAACAUAGCCUGUAAUAGUGCAUCAAUCAAUGCAUAUGAAACAGAUUUUCUUAUCAAAUCAGCAUUCCAUAAAAAUACCAUCACUAAUCAGUUAUGUGAAUCCUUUAAGAAGAUGUUGGGGAAAAGGUAUUGCUUUACUGUAUAUGUUAAGUGGCAAUAUAGUGUUCUGAUUUUUACCAACAUUUUUUUAUUCAAGCUACAUGUAUGACUGUUUGAUCUGAUGCCUUAUGUACAGUGAUAUGUAUGCCAUUCCCAUUUUAAAUCACAUGAGUUUACAAUGAAAAUCAAAAGUAGAUUGACUGUUCGUCAGAUUUUUUCCCUGUCAGCUUCAUGUACUUAUGGCCUUGGUUUGUAUUCUCUUGUAAUAUAUUCAAUUUUAGUCCUCCCUUUCUGUUCCCAAUUUUAGUCAUAAUUUAUUCAUAAUACCGGUAUGUGUGAUUAAUGUUUGUUUACAUCGCACCUCGGGAUAAUUUGUUAAAAUGUUCUCAUUUAAAAAUUAAUUUCACUUGAUCUGUAUUCCCCUUAAGUAUGUUUGAUUUUAAUUCUGUCUUUAUUUUCCAAAUAUUUUUGUCGAUUUAGAGCCAGGAAAGUCUGUUUUUACAUCACAUUUCUGGAUACCUGUAAAAUAUUUAAAUGUAGAAAUUCAUUUUAAUGAGGUGCAUUUUAACUUGUGAGAGAAAAAAAUGGAAUGGAAUGUGCAAAGUGAUGAAAGAGUUUGAAUUAUAGAAAGUAUCUUGUAAUAUAUGUAAAUGGUGCUAAUGACAGAGUGCCUUGCUCUUAUUAAGAGGCUUAGAAAAAAAUUAAUUUCUGUAACUGAUUAUUAUUGGUAUUGAGAUUAUAAUAGCACAUUUGGUAAUUAAUAUGUAUUGAUCCUUGGACAAAGACUACAUGUACUAUCAGAAAUCAUUCCUAUCUCUGGCAAGCUACCAAUACCACUGUCUUCUUUCACCAUCAAGAACUCAUGUAUAUGGAGUUAUGUGCAUUUCAUAGAAUAUCAAGACAGGCUGAUCAUCAGAAAAUCUUUCUUUUUUUCUAGCAAAUUUGGCUCAGUACUUUGAAUGUGAUUUUUUCCAAACUUACAAUGUAGUCUCUGUCAAAGACCAUACAGGCUUAUUUCUUCAUUCCAUGCAUUGCUUUGUUUCUUUUUAUGGCAUGGAUGCAUUUCUGUAUACUGAUUUUUUUUUAUUCAUUCUUAUAAAAUAUUUCUUGGCUAUCCAUACUACCUGGAAACUACUCUCGGCAUUACACAAAAUCACUUUUAUCAAUCUUUGAUGUUUGUAGAUGAAGUUGUGUUUGUUAAUUUCAAGAAUGCGUUUU
Molecule: messenger RNA, 6364 nt
Organism: Lytechinus variegatus (green sea urchin)
Lineage: Eukaryota; Metazoa; Echinodermata; Echinoidea; Temnopleuroida; Toxopneustidae
Product: choline transporter-like protein 2
Exons: 22
Coding region: 134-2374 (746 amino acids)
Biological process (GO): transmembrane transport
Cellular component (GO): membrane
Molecular function (GO): transmembrane transporter activity
Source: RefSeq, a predicted model, not a curated record